Messenger RNA from Glarea lozoyensis ATCC 20868, 1122 nucleotides. Its product is annotated as Translation proteins SH3-like protein. Gene Ontology annotation, molecular function: structural constituent of ribosome; RNA binding; transferase activity. The transcript has 3 exons. Bases 1 to 1122 code for a protein of 373 amino acids. Gene Ontology annotation, cellular component: ribosome; large ribosomal subunit. NCBI's taxonomy places the organism in Eukaryota, Fungi, Ascomycota, Leotiomycetes, Helotiales, Helotiaceae. Gene Ontology annotation, biological process: cytoplasmic translation. The record is from RefSeq and is a predicted model, not a curated record.
AUGUUACAACCACGACUACUGCUGCGGCGGUCCCAGCAGACGACACCAUGUAAAUAUCUUUCGAUUCGACAAAAUGUCACCCGAACGUAUGCUACGAUUACAGAGCCGGUGAACACAGACCCAACUCCUAUGUUGGCAGCAGCAGGCUUUGCACCACCUGCAAAGGCCGAGAAGAGUAGUGCCACCUUUGCGAUGCGAACAUAUAAGCCUCGAACCCCUGGUGUUCGACAUUUGAAAAGACCUAUAAACGACCAUCUGUGGAAAGGAAGGCCAUUUCUGCCAUUGACAUUUUCAAAGAAGGGUCAUGGAAAGGGAGGAAGAAAUAAUUCUGGGCGUGUGACGAUCCGACAUAGGGGAGGUGGUCAUAAGCGGAGGAUAAGGACUGUUGACUUUACGAGAAUGACGCCCGGAAAGCACACAGUGGAGCGCAUUGAGCAUGACCCAGGAAGAAGUGCCCAUAUCGCUUUGCUUAACGAGGAAGCUACUGGGAGAAAGAGCUACAUCGUUGCCGCAGAGGGGAUGAGAGCUGGUGAUGUGGUCGAAAGUUAUAGAGCUGGAAUUCCAAAGGAUCUUCUGGACAGUAUGGGAGGAGUUGUUGAUCCUGGUGUGUUGGCAGCGAAGACUGCUUGGAGAGGGAAUUGUCUGCCACUACACAUGAUCCCAAUUGGAACAUUCAUUUACUGUGUUGGGUCUGCGAAAGAGAGAGGUGCGGUAUUCUGUCGAAGCGCCGGAACUCAUGCUGUAGUAAUUUCGAAGGAGGAUAAGGGAUCGCAGAACAGAUUUGUUCAGGUCCGCUUACAGAGUGGUGAAAUUCGAAAAGUUAGCAGAGACGCUUGUGCCACAAUUGGUACAGCAAGUAAUCCUCAUUUCCAACAUCGACAGCUUGGAAAAGCUGGACGAAAGCGAUGGUUGAAUAUCCGACCAACAGUGAGAGGUCUUGCCAUGAACGCUGCCGACCAUCCACAUGGUGGUGGAAGAGGAAAAUCGAAGGGUAAUGUCAACCCUGUUAGUCCAUGGGGAUUACCAGCGAAAGGAGGAUAUAAAACGAGACAUAAGCGUAACCCAAAUAAGUGGGUAGUGACAGCACGCGAACGAAACCAUGGAAAACGACGCGUAAAGUAG